CCCGAAAAAAAAAAUUAGUAAAGUGUUUUAUUAGCAUAAAAAGGGUUUAAGUUCUUAACCUUUUUGAUCUAUUUUAUUCCAUGUAGAAAUCUAAUAUCACCAAAAAAGACAGAAAUAGAAAGAGUUAAGUAGACGUUCUUUUCUUUCUUCUGAAGCAAGAUGGUUUAGAGAGUAAAUACAUAGAUAAUGAAUAGUACUGAACGAUUUUUUUAAACAAUAGAACAUUACUAAAACUAAAGGAAGAGAAAAAAAGACUUUCCCCAGGCUAAUCAAGUGAAAGGGGGGGCCAUAACAUACUGUUUUUCAGUGCAAUAAAGUUACAUAGUGUCUACUUUUCGUUGCUAAAGAGGUAUUUCCAUGGGUUUGCCUUGGUAUCGUGUUCAUACCGUCGUAUUGAAUGAUCCCGGUCGUUUGCUGUCUGUUCAUAUAAUGCAUACAGCUUUGGUUGCUGGUUGGGCCGGUUCGAUGGCUCUAUAUGAAUUAGCGGUUUUUGAUCCUUCUGACCCCGUUCUUGAUCCAAUGUGGAGACAAGGUAUGUUUGUUAUACCUUUCAUGACUCGUUUAGGAAUAACCAAUUCAUGGGGUGGUUGGAAUAUUACCGGAGGAACUAUAACGAAUCCGGGUAUUUGGAGUUAUGAAGGUGUGGCUGGGGCGCAUAUUGUGUUUUCCGGCUUGUGCUUCUUGGCAGCUAUAUGGCAUUGGGUGUAUUGGGAUCUAGAAAUAUUUUGCGAUGAACGUACAGGAAAGCCCUCUUUGGAUUUGCCUAAGAUUUUUGGAAUUCAUUUAUUUCUUUCAGGGGUGGCUUGUUUUGGGUUUGGUGCUUUUCAUGUAACUGGCUUAUUUGGUCCUGGAAUAUGGGUGUCCGAUCCUUAUGGACUAACUGGAAAGGUACAAGCUGUAAAUCCAGCGUGGGGUGUGGAAGGUUUUGAUCCUUUUUGAGCCUCGGAACAAUAGGGCCGUUAUACUCAUUACUAAACUUGUUAAAGAGAUGAAAUAGAACCAAGGUAUAUCUUUUUGAUCCGAGGUUGAAUCGAUCAUCAGAAGAAGAAUUAGGCCAAAAAUUAGGAUACAUUCUGGGAAAAUAAAACUUCCAUCGAAGAGAAGCAAAUGAAAGGCUUUCAUAAAAAUUCUCGUAGAAUCGAGAAUGAAGUUUUCAUUCUGUACAUGCCAGAUCAUGAAUUAGUAACUGCAUCCAAUCUCAAACAAAAUCCCAAUUGUUUCGAACUUGCUCUUUUUUUUGGAAUGGAAUAUUUAUGGAAUCCCCAUAACCCAUAAAUAGGGUCAAACCUUAUUUCAUGGUAUUUACCUCUUUCUUAUUCUUAAGCAAGUCCCCGAGAGGGCGUAAAUGAUCCAUGAUUUAUGUUUCAUCUUUCGUUUCCUUUUCGUUUGUUUCGAGAAAUAUAGCGAUCAAUUCCGAUUCUUUCUUUUUCUAUCGAUUCUUUUCCGAUCGAGAUGUAUGGCUCCAUGAGUCUAUGCGUCUAUAUAGAUCCUGUUCAUGGAUUAACGAAAAUGUGCCAAAGCUCUAUUUGCCUCUGCCAUUCUAUGAGUCUCUUCCUUUUUGCGUAUGGCAUCGCCACUCCCUUUGGCAGCAUCCACUAAUUCGGAACUUAAUUGGAAAGCCAUGUUUCGGCCCGGACGUUUUCGGGAGGCCCCUAAUAACCAACGAAUGGCAAGUGCUUUUCCUUGUGUGGAUCCUAUUUCAAUCGGAACUUGAUGAGUCGAUCCGCCUACACGUCUUGCUUUUACUGCUAUAUCGGGAGUUACUCCACGUAUUGCUUGACGUAAAACAGAUCGUGGAUUUGUUUCUGUCUUUUGUUGAAUCUUUUUCACGGCCCGAUAGAUAAUUUGAUAAGCCAAUGAUUUUUUUCCAUGUUUCAGAAUACGGUUAACCAGCAUGUUAACUAAUCGAUUACGAUAAAUUGGAUCGGAUUUUGCAGUUUUUUCUUCUGCAGUACCUCGACGUGACAGGAGCGUGCAAGAGGUCUUUCAUAUCUUUCGAGAUCCACCCUACAAUAUGGGGUCAAAAAGCCAAAAUAAAUGAUUUUAUUAGCCCCUAGAAAAAGAAAACGAGUUGACUCCUGGGGGUUGGUUGCUCUGAAAAAUCCUUUCUUUCUCGUCCACUCAGGGGGGUGCGGACACACCUGCGCGGAUUACAGGUGACGGUUACAAGAAUGGCGGGGAAGUAAACAGUACCCGACGACAUUCAGGGAUGGAUGUAGACCCAUCGGGCAGGGAUAAUCAUUCCGGUCCUGGGAGAGGUUAUGCAAUAUACUCGAACUUUGUGAGAGGAACGAGCUCGCAUUUGAAUUAGAAAAGAGGAACGAAGUAGUGAGCCCGAAGGGCGAAGGAACGAAGUUGCUCGACUGAAAGGAGAGGAGGGGAAUAUGUGAGCCCGAAGGUUUAUCAUAUGUUCGACCGUAGGGAGAAGGUGCGAAGUUGCUCGACUGAAAGGAGAGGAGGGGAAUAUGUUCGACCGUAGGGAGAAGGUGCGAAGUUGCUCGCAUUUGAAUUAGAACAAGAAGGAGAGGAGGGGAACAAAGACAAGAAAAUUUCGGGGUAGUACACAUUCUCUAGAAUUUCUCUUAGAUUCAAACCCAUAGCUGCUAAUAGAACUAGAAUAGAUAU
Linum trigynum is the source of this 2625-nucleotide messenger RNA. The record is from the annotation of a GenBank genome assembly. NCBI's taxonomy places the organism in Eukaryota, Viridiplantae, Streptophyta, Magnoliopsida, Malpighiales, Linaceae.